UUGUAGAUGAGAGUUUGCCAGAUGCUAACUUUAAAGAAGGAGAACGGACAGCCGAUUUUAUGACAGAAGAAUAUAAUGAUAUUUUAAAUCAGUGUGAAAAAUGCAUAGGUUUACGUGGUUUUGAUUCGUCUUAUUUUGUGUCCGUUGAAGAUAAAUUAAUUAUGAAAUAUGAACUUGAAAAGUGGGUGAAAAUUUGCUCAGAAAGCAAUUAUGAACCAUUACAAAUAAUCAGUUUGAAUGAAUUAUGUCCAAUAUAUGAAAUAUUUGAUGAGUCUCUCUGUCAUGAAAUUAAAUCUAUUUUUGAAAUAAAUUGUCAGCCAGAAAGUCUUAACAUAAAAGAAAAGAUACUAUUUUCUGGAAUAAUUCCGGUUAAUGUCCCGCCUUUUCUUAUCGGGUGA
Molecule: messenger RNA, 398 nt
Organism: Cetraspora pellucida
Lineage: Eukaryota; Fungi; Glomeromycota; Glomeromycetes; Diversisporales; Gigasporaceae
Source: the annotation of a GenBank genome assembly